Messenger RNA from Amoebophrya sp. A120, 1917 nucleotides. Lineage: Eukaryota; Dinophyceae; Syndiniales; Amoebophryaceae. The record is from the annotation of a GenBank genome assembly.
CUCUACUGCGGAAACAAGUGUUAUUCCAAUCAGCGAAAGCGAAAUAAAGAAGAAGAAAGCUAUGAUUGAAUGUUUUUUUGUCCUGAAGAAGUACCAUCAAAAUCCACAUUACCACCGCAAUAUGAGAACACGACGUUACCGCUUCAGUUUUUCUAGAAUCUAGCCAGCCUAAGACUCUAUGUAUCAGCAGAAAUCAGCCACUUAUACUUCGUGAUCUUCUCGUCCUGUCGUGUCAGAAAGUAAUCCCGACGCAUUGAAGGAGCAAUGACGCGGUUAUUUUCUAGCCCCUCCUGCGCAAUAAGAGCCGGACCGGCUUUUUUCUUGACUGUACUACUUUUAUUUUCCAGCGACAGUGGCACUUCUGUUCGUUCGGUCCGCAUGGUGAUCAACGGGCCGGUCGGCGGACAAGCGCGAGAUUUUCUUCAGCCGCCAGGAAACCCUCCUCCGCAGCAACAAGACAUGGGCGACGCCGCUUUGCGCGGGGAGUUACAACAGCAAUUCUCGACGCCCGGCGGCAGCACGACCAGCGGGGAUCUUCAUCGUGGCAGGACGACGAUUCUGAGGCCGAUGACUGUGACCGACACUUCAUCCUCCGAGUUGUUUAAUCAGAAUUCGUGUUGCCUGCUUUUCAAGUCGGAUGUGACCGAUUGCAUUCCCGACCAGCGUGCGACGUGGCUGCAGACGCUAGGCAUCGAGCCCGACACGGACAUUGCCUUCGGGCCGGACCAUGAAGGCAACGAGCGUGGCUGCCAGAUGGCGAAAGCCUGCAUGGCGCAGGCGUUUCGCUUUGCCCCGACGCUCUCGGCAGGCACGUUUUGCGUUGCGGCGAUGUGUCAUUCGGAUCAGGCAUAUGGUGCCGCCACGGCGGUACUAUAUCCGAGUCUGGUGUUGAGUAGCCUCUCCGGAGCCAUGUCGUUUUACACCGCGUGCGCCUGCUGCUCGCUGCGGUGCGUGUAUUACCAGUGCUUACAGAUACAGCCCGACCAACGGGUGGUCGUGAGUGAGGCAGACUGUGUCUGUUGCGAGGGUCUCUGCGUGCUAAAGAGCGGACACUGCCUGCCGCGGUUGCAGCGGGCCAUCGAGAUUCCCUUGUACGGGCGACGACCGGUGCCGCUUUUGACCCGGAGCGACAUACAUAGAAGCGACAUACAUGUCGGAGCACGCUCGGCCUCCCUUUCUCCAGCAACGGAUUGGUCCACACCGUUCCCGCCCUUUCUGAGUCCGCGCGAUGGGGGGCCGUAGCAGAGGACGCCUAGAAAAUAUAUCAAUGAAUUACUUACGAUCCAAGUGUAACUACCUUGUUUGCCAAGGGCGGGUUGCAGUGGGACACCAUACAUAGUCGUGACCGAGGACAUAUGGGAGUCGCCGUCGGGUUCAAACGUAUGAAAUAAGAAGACUACAUCAAGAAUCACGUAUAAAAGGCAUGUUCUUGUUUGACUUUGACCCGCACGACCAGGAGGUCCAAAGUCAAUCACAUCAUCAGGCUCGCGCUCAUCGCAUUUUGAGCAGACCAGGUCCACGUGACACGAUAGAUACUUAGCGACUUUUUGAGGUGCCUCUGGAGAUCGAGCUGUUUCUCAAAUUUUGAAAAUCAGGUUCUGUACUUUUUACCGAGAACGAAGCUGGCCACUGUAGUUUGUAAAAGGCGUUUUUGUUAUUACAUUUCGAUUUCAGUUGUAGCAAAAACUGAAACCAGUAAUUUUGUCUGUAUCGCCAUCGCGUCAGCAGGGUCAGCUAUGACUUUUGGUACCUGUGCUCUGCUCUGCAAAUCAUGCGAAAGGCAAACAUUCAGACUCUCUCCCUUGACGGCCCUUUCAGAUUUGAUUUAUUGUUUCGCUACCUCUUUGACUUUUUCUUUGAUCUAUCAUGAACUGCAUGACCUAGGAGUAGGUUGUCCUCGUCUGCACUCACUCAUCG